AUGGCGUCUCUGUCAUCUCUAGGUCUGAACCUCCGCCUGGCCGAUAUCGAUGAGAAUCUCAAAUCUCACCCAGCGGCUCUAUCAUGGCCUAAUAGUAGCUUCGUAUCGAAUGGGCCGCCAAUGAGCCAUGACUUUAUCGAUGAUGCGCCGUGUUUCGCUUACACGGAAGUGUUUGAAAGCGGGGAAGUAUUCCAAGCAGUUUCGCCUGGCUCAGGGGUCUAUCUGCCUCUCUACUCCUCUCCGACAUCUCAGCCAGCGUUCACCGUCUCCAAGAGCCGCCUUUCCAAAACCAUAGAGAUUGAAUACCAGAGCUUAACACUACUACAAUCACUCGCUAUUGCUAUGCCCUCUCCUUUCGACCUACCCGAUCUGUUGAAGAACUACGCAAUUCUCAAGGCUUACUUACACCACCUGGAAAAUGUAUCGCCAUCGCACCCUACAACAGUCGAGCUUCGUCUACUCGUCCGCGACCUACUCCUAGAUAGAGCACUAUUCGCUGGAAUCGGCACUGAAGUGUACCGAUCGAGUGGCAUACUAUCUAUCGGUCAGCUUCACGACAUGCACCAACGAAGCAUAGAUGCCGGUUUGGACGACCUCGACGCCUGUUUCGCUCUAGGUCUCCUCCCAGAUGUUCUGGAUGACGCGUUCCUCGAAGCCUUAGCAUCCAAGUUUACCGAGCUUGCCCUUGCUGGUGAUCUCACUGCCUUACACGAUCUAUGCGAACCUGUUGUCCGCACUGGUGAAGUCGAGUGGGAGACAAAUCCUGACUUGCUCCUUGAAUUGCUCGACAGAGGUCGACUGGACAUCUAUCGCUAUGUUUUAGACCUGGCGUCGCGAACAAGAGACAAAUCCACAAGCCAGCCCGGGCCGUUCCUGCGAGACAUAACCAACGACCCCCUUCACGUCGCCAUACGGCUUGGCCACAUUGCGCAAGCAGAGAACCUUCUACAGCAAGGGGUCACCUUUCUAGGUGUUUACGCUGACGACGAGGUGGGCGGCGGCACAGACCCUGUAGUCUUGACACCCUUUUCGGCGGCAGUCUACUGGGGGCAGGCCGAAAUUGUUCGCGCGAUACUGCUGCGAACACCCCUACCCGAGGGGCUACGAGAGGCAAUCGCCAUCGCGGUCUCUGAUGAGAAUACACAGAUUAUGGAAAUUAUGCUGGCGUUUGGCUUCAUGGACGUUCCACAGUCGACAGCUCCGGAUGACACGUUUGACUGUUUUGCAGGCUUGAGCAUUAUGGAGGCAACUCCCACCGCCGCAUUGCCUCGUGUAUCGUCCGGCCUGAACUGUACUGGAAUUCAGCCGAACGGUAUUCCAAGCCUGACCAGUAGCCAUCAUACCAAUCAUACCAGCGUGCCAGGUAGCCGCCGCCACGAUCGAGAGGCCGAUGCCCCCAAAGAACGAGUCCGACGGAGAUGCUCUCGCCACCGCCGGCGACUCUUGGGGCAGAGCCUGGUCUCUUCUAUGGAGAUACUGUGCUCUCAGUUCCAUGGGGCUUGUGACUGCUCGGACCAUGAAGAACUUCGCGACUUAGCUGGGGACUACGUCCAUUCUAAUACAGUUUGGGAUCGUGGCCUUGGUGUGUUCCGUGGCCUGAUGCAGGAUAGUCCGCCAUCGUCGCUCGUGGAAGUUUUCGACGCACUGCUGGUGGCCAAUGCCACAUAUUUAACGUUGCUUUCAAGUGACGAUUCCCUAUCUCUACAGUUUGUUGACGACCUUGACCGGUGGCGCUCCAUUCUACCAGCAUCAUCGCAGCUCCUAUUCGAUGAGCUCGCAUUCCGCAUGUGGGCAUACACGCCGUCAAGUCACAGACCAUCACAACUUGACCCAGAACACCUGCCGCAUUUCCACGACUUGGCUCAAAACCUCAUCUCACUCGAGAAGCGCAAAGAGACCAUACCGUCAAGGAUUUCAUCGCCUGGAAUUAGGCUUGCAGCUAUACAAAGGGCAUUCGAUGACCAAGAAACACAUGUAGGAGUCAGUAGUAUUCAGGCCCAGACGAUACCGGGCCGAUCACAACCGGGGCAAGCCUCCUAUGCCGGCUCAUCGACCCAACGCGAUGAUCUGGUGUGGGCGGAUUUUCUACAUAUGGAACGCUUUGAGGAAACUACUGUCAGACAGCCGGCUCCUUCGUCAUCAUUUGAUGGAGGCUGGGAAGACGUUCUCUCAUCGACCACGAUGCUGCUCCUCUUCUCGGUGGCUUUCUCCAUCGUGCUUGCGCUGAUCGUGGGCUUGCACUCUGGAUCGGCAAAUGCCUUCACCGAGACCUUCACUACUACGUCUCCGGGAUAUCUUCGUUGCUGUGCUCUACUAGCAGAGUACCUUGGAAUGCAUGGCAUCUCGGUUCAUUCCAGCCAAGCUACUGGCCAGCUUUCUGCCCCACCAUUCACAGUACAAUCGCCAGCCCAUGGCUCAGACGCAUGUAUCACGCCGUCGAGCAGCUUCUCGUCGCUCAGCACACUUGAACUCCGCCGGAACGUAUCGUCAUCGAGCAUAAGCAGCAUCGGCAGCGCCGCAGGUUCGACGACAUCUCGCUCGACGCCGCGCGACCACCGAAACCGAGGCGAUAGACUCCAGUGUCUCACACCGCAAUGCACCAAGACGUUCUCAAGUGUGAGCAACCGCAACAAGCACCUUCGCGAGGGGUGCUCGUUUAAUCGCGAGAAGAGACAGAGGUACCCGUGCAGGAACGAAUGUUGCACCAGGGUCUUAACGACGAAGUGGUAUCGAGAUACGCAUGAGAAGGAGAGAUGUCGCUUUCGGAGAGGCGACUGA
Colletotrichum abscissum is the source of this 2778-nucleotide messenger RNA. RefSeq lists its product as uncharacterized. The record is from RefSeq and is a predicted model, not a curated record. The transcript has 5 exons. Bases 1 to 2778 code for a protein of 925 amino acids. NCBI's taxonomy places the organism in Eukaryota, Fungi, Ascomycota, Sordariomycetes, Glomerellales, Glomerellaceae.